Molecule: messenger RNA, 1044 nt
Organism: Puccinia graminis f. sp. tritici CRL 75-36-700-3
Lineage: Eukaryota; Fungi; Basidiomycota; Pucciniomycetes; Pucciniales; Pucciniaceae
Exons: 5
Coding region: 1-1044 (347 amino acids)
Source: RefSeq, a predicted model, not a curated record
AUGGUUACUACCCGCAGCUCAAAAGCUCAGGCCCUAAAUGAGACUCCAGCACUUCCACCGCCGUCUGGAAAUAGCGCCCCAGUUGUUCGUUCGGGUUUUCAGGCCAUCUGCUCAGCCUCCUUGGCCUCUCCCACGGAGCUUCAUGCCAACAAGUACAUGAUUUCCGGCCCGGUACGACCUUUCACUCCGGUGAACUCGCCAAAAGAAAAAAUUCCCGUCCCGAUCCAUCCUUCAACCGUAGCUCCGGGAUCAAGUCGUGUCGGCCAACAUGUCGACCCCAAUUUAGUUCAAGAAGGUAUUAACUUCUAUCCCCUCCAAAGCCGUUGGUCCCCGGCUUUCACCCCAUCGGUUGGAAACUUCCCUCCCGGGCUUAGAAGCCCAGAAUUUGUCAAUCCUAGCUCCACCGACGGAAGCUCCGACUCUGAGUCUGGAUCUUCCCAUUCCUCGGUUUCUGACGGGUUCAGCUCGGGAUCCGAGUCUAACUCCAGCGUCCCGGCUUCUGCUCCUCCUUCCAUUCCAAACUCAUCCGCGUUCCCUUCGCCUUCUUCUUCGGAUCUCCGAUCGGUUCCGCCCUCAGAAAUAUUCUACGCCACUCGACCAAGACCACAACCUGUCGCCACGGGGUCUGGCAAUUCCUACGAUGACCCUAUGGUCGUCGACGACGAUUCCGCCUCUGAUUCUCGUCCAGAUUCCAUUCCCUUUGGUCCUACCACUGACUGGGGGUCGACUCAACAGGCUGCUCCUCCGGCCAACACUGUCAAUCCCGAUCCAUCCGCUCGAGAGAUGAUGGCGUUCGACUACCGCGCCAUCCGGGAGCAACUAGUCGGCUCCAAUCCACUACCGUUCGGUACACAAGUAUAUCGAGAGGAAGACCUUCUCUUCCUAUUUCAGAAUGUCGCCAACAAUUUCAUACACUUGUCCAAUAAGUACCCCGCCUCGACUCUCGGCGAAAUCGAGGAUCGUGUUCAAUUCUAUCAGAACCUGCAAUGGGUUUUCACCGCUGACCGUCAGGUUUUCCUGGCCACCCACUGCGGCUAUCCCUAG